Messenger RNA from Cydia pomonella (codling moth), 4239 nucleotides. RefSeq names its product protein phosphatase 1 regulatory subunit 14B. The transcript has 6 exons. Gene Ontology annotation, molecular function: protein serine/threonine phosphatase inhibitor activity. Lineage: Eukaryota; Metazoa; Arthropoda; Insecta; Lepidoptera; Tortricidae. The record is from RefSeq and is a predicted model, not a curated record. Bases 1131 to 1541 code for a protein of 136 amino acids. Gene Ontology annotation, biological process: regulation of phosphorylation. Gene Ontology annotation, cellular component: cytoplasm.
UAGUUUUUUUUAAUACGUCAUAAAAAUAAAAAUAAUUUUUUUUUUUCAUCAAACAUAUACGUGUGGGGUAUCUAAGGAUAGGUCUUCAAAAAUGAUAUUUAGGUUUCUAAUAUCAUUUUUUUCUAAACUGAAUAGUUUGCGCGAGAGACACUUCCAAAGUGAAAAAAAGUGUGUCCCCCCCCCCCUGUAACUUCUAAAAUAACGGAAUGAAAAAUCUAAAAAAAAUAUAUGAUAUACAUUACCAUGCAAACUUCCAACGAAAAUUGGUUUGAACCAGAUCUAGUAAGUAGUUUUUUUAAUACGUCAUAAAUGGUACGGAACCCUUCAUGGGCGAGUCCGACUCGCACUUGGCCGCUUUUUUUUUAUAUGCAGAGAGGAAAAUGAGGACUACGUUUGUAUGGAGAAGCGGCCGUCCCCUUUCGUCUUAAUUUCUGUAACCGGCGGUCACGGCGGUCCAGGGUCCAUCUAAGUCAUCUAACCAAAGUGUGUCUACCAAUGUACAGUCAGCUGAAGAGUAUGUAAUAUAUAUAGGUAACAUAGUUAGUUUUGUUAUGUACUUUAGCGGAGGUUUCAGGUUUUUCCAGCUGACUGUAAAGAAAAACGGAAUAUCUACUAACCUAUUUGAUACGUACUUAAACCAAAGCAACGUUCUCAUAAAUCUUAGGCCAUGAAUAUGAUGAUUUGAUGAUAAUCCGUUCGCGCUUGCAAACAUCGCGCAAGUCAUUCUUCCGAAUCGCAAAUCUUUUGAUUGAAGUGCCGCGUAUUUAUUUUACGCAACGAAAAGAUACGCGGGGGCUACCGUGAACCCGGACCGACUCCUCGAGGAUCCGCCCCCGCGUCAGCUGAGCGCCCCUGCCCCGCGCGCCCCGGCCGCCAUCUUGCCCCAUCGCACCGCAGUCGAAACCCGCGCGAGCUACGAACUACAUGCGUUGUGUUGUCUCCCGCGGUGUUGUGCUCAACGAUAGCCAAUAACUUCUAGUAAACACAAAUAAAGUCGCGUGUGCUGCAUUGCUUGUGUCUGUGCCUUGUUCAGCGAGCCUGUGGAGUUGCGAGCGCUGGCCGGCGCGUCGGGGGCACUGACCGCGGACUCCGAGAGGACGGGAGCCGGCGCGGGAGCCGCGCCGUGCGGCAUGGAGGCCGGCGUCGCGGCCGCGCCCGCCCGCCGCGCGCCGCCGCCCGAGCGCUCCCCGGCGCGCUCCGGCCUGCACGUCAACUUCAGCGACAAGGGCGAGGUGAAGGAGCGGCGUGAGAAGUUCCUGACGGCCAAAUACGGCUCCCAUCAGAUGGCGCUGAUCCGUAAGCGACUCGCCGUCGAGAUGUGGCUCUACGACGAACUGCAGAAGCUCUACGAUGUGCCGAAGGAGGCGGCGGCGGCGGCGGCGGGGGCGGAGGUGGAGGUGGACGUGGACGAGCUGCUCGACAUGGACUCGGACGAGCUGCGGCGCGCGCACCUCGCGACGCUACUAGCGGAUGCCAAAAAGCCCCAAAAAGAUGUACAUAAUUUCAUCAACGAAUUGUUAGAUAAAGCGAAAACUCUGUAGGUUAAGAGAACGGAACCAAAUCUCAUCUGGCUCGCGCCGCGCCGCGCCGUGUAGUCAGGUAGGUGUCCAGCGGCCGCGCCUCCUCCGCCUCCUCCGCCUCCUCCGCCGCCGCCGUCAGUGCGCCGCCGCCGCCGGCCGCGUCGGUCCCGGCGCCGCUCCACGCCGGAACGGGAAACAUCCCCAUCUCUGACGCUGUAGAUAAUGCUGCAGCGCUGCACGUAAAUACGGAACGUCCGUUCAAAAAUAUUCUGAGUCGUUCAAACAUGCGCAUUAGAUUUCUAACUUUAAGUUGUGUACGCCCGAGCUGAAAAAUGUGGAAAAGUAUGCCCGGUCCGUCCUUAACGAGGUACUCCAUACCUACCUGAAAAGAAAAGCAAACGUGCAUUGCUGAUUUUAUACUUCCCCGGGCGUGUGAAGGUAGAUUUGUAACACAGUAAAAUUGAGCUGGGAUUGGCAAAAUUAUGCGACGGCUCCGAAAAUAACGAGUACGAUCGUGAGUUGUUAAAAUGCUUCAAGUUUUCGAAGGUUUAUCCCGUGUGACAAAUAUACAUUUACGCUUGUUGUUCCGAAGUACCUUCCGGGCCGCGUCGACCGCUGCAGCCGGGCGGGACACCGCCGGCGCCGGCGCAGGCAGCCCGUGUGACAUAUCACUAUCAGCGGCGCCGCCCCGCCCUCCCCCUCCCCCUCCCUCCCCCUCCCCCUCCCGUACGAUAUAAUCAUGUAUGAUAAGUACUCAGUCUAUUCUAGAUGUCGCCGUCUAGUCCGCAUGUUAUUCUAAUCUCAGUUGGCUAAUAUGGGAAAUACACAACUAAAACUUAAAAAUAAUGUACCUAUAAGUACUUACAUAUUUCAGUUAACAUUAUUUAUAACUAUGAACCUCCAAAAUAUUUUGUUGCAGUACAUCUUUUGUGACUUCUGAACUUUAUUACUGAGACAUAAAGAUAGUAAGGACGUGUUCAGAUCAUUUUCGUAUACCGUUAAUUAAACUCCACACAAAUAAAAUAACUUGUUUAGAUGAUUACCUAAACCACAGUGGCCAAUUGAGGUUAUAAUAAUAAAUAGGUAAUACUCAAUUACUCAUAGAUAGUUUAAAUGAAGGAGGGUCGACUAUACGUAAAUACAUACCAUAUAAGUAGCAUUUAUCUGUCCGUUGUGUAACGGAAUUGAUGUAACACUGGCCCCUGUGAUUCCUGUGAACCCAUAAUGUAAAGAUAAUUUAAGUAGUGUGGUCGGCAUGAUUUCGACACAUUUCUGUUACAGUUACGCCAGGCAAUGGCAUGAUUUUGAUACUUUGUCUUGUGAGCAAUAUUAUUGUGUUAUUUUUAUCAAAGCAAAAUAGUUUAUCAUAUAGUCUAUUUUAAACAAACUCACGAUAUUUGAUUAUUGUUUUAUUUGUAGCAUGCGAUAAAAGUAUUAAAACGGUUUUAUCCUAGUUUGUCAAGGGAAACCGUAUUAUUACUAGGCAUCGAAGUUUUAAUCGCACGGGAAGACUAAUAGCGAACUAUGGAGUUGACAUUAACAAUAAAAUUCAACUGAUCAUCAGAUCAUUCAUCUAUUUAAUUAUUGACUUCAAUUUUACAAUUAACUACAAGAGCGUUGACAUGUUCAUAAAACAACCUUUAAUUCUGUCUUUGAAAAUAUAAAUAUUACCUACAAAUAAGAAUGACCAUUUUUUGUAUUGAUUAUAUUACGAAAUUUUAUAAUAACAACAAUGCGGAUAUUAAGAGAUGUAUAAAUAAUAUGAAUAUAAAUUAAUAAAUACAAAACGAAAUGCCAUUAUUCUUAUUCGUAAUAUGUACUUAUGUCCUGAAAGUCAAAAUUAAAGGAUCGUUUACAAACUCGUUGACAUUCUUGUUCUUGAUUAUAAUCACUAAUUAAAUAAAUGAAUGAGUAUGAAUAUGAUUUUAAUUUUAUUGCUAAUGUCGACUGCGUAGCCAUAAAAACUCCGAUGCCUAAUUAUUACUUUUUCGAUGACACUGCAACUUUAAGUGUAACUAUUCGCGCUAACCAAACUACCGAUCUUACUAGAUUGAGCGCCAAUUGAAAUAUCAUAGAAAAAGCAAUCAGGGGUCUCCAUAGUUGAAGCGCGAGCCGAAAACCUGGCCCUCGACUGCAGUAGCAGCGAUAGACGACAAGUUUCGGCCCGCACUACAUGAACUACGUCCAAGGCAAAGUGGCCUUCGGGUCAAAAGUUUGGAGAUCCCUGAACUGAAUGUAAUAGUUUUAGGGCGGGGCCGGAGCCUCGUGUAACGACCUCUAGUAUUGUAGUGGCGAGCCGAGUUCUUGCUAUCGUGUCCUCGUAUUGUUAAUAUUUUGUAAAGGGCGACGCGCGUCGUGGCCGGACCCCCGGACUACAACCGGGGCAAACAGACGGGCGCGGGGCGAGGCGUUUUAAAUGAUAUUUGCUUGACCAAAAGAGUUAUUGAUUGCAAAAAGGUGUAAAAUGUAAUCUCCGCGUGUGAGUGAUGAGACGAGCCGCGAGCCAAGCCAAGAGACGCGUUGAUAUGUGAUUACAUUACACGUGGGCUCGUGGCUCGUCUCCAGAGAUGGGUAACAUUUAAUCGUAGCGAUGGUUAAAAGUGACCAUUCAUUAGUUUUUAAUCGACGAGUUGCGAUUAAAAUUAGGCGCCAUUAAAUAAAUCGUCAACUAAUUACCAGCGAUUAACGUUUUCAAUCGAUUAAGUAGUUGAUUAAUUUU